AUGCCAUCACGAAGUCCACGUUCACGUAGUCGAAGUCCGUCAAAACGACAUAAAAAAAGUCAUAAACAUUCCAGAAAAUCUAAUGAUGAAGUUUCACCACCAACAAGCAAUAUUUCAAUAAAAAAAGAAGAAGGAUCAACUAAUGAAAAUAGUUCUGUUUAUAAACCACGACUUCCUUCUGUUAUGUUACCACCAUCAUUUUUAGCUAAGUUAGAUUUAAAAGAAGAUGAAAAAAUUCGAUCACCAACAGGAGAUCAAUCACCAGGUACUAACAAAACAAAAAAGAAGGAAAUAAGAUUUUUAUCAGUAUAUUCUAUAUUAGCUGAUUCAACAGGAAAUAAUACACAAGCAACAAAAAAACGUAAACGACGUUUUGGUGAUGAAACUGACCGAGUGUUUUUACCUAAUAUGCCAACAACAAUUUCGGCAACUAAUAUGACAGAUCAACAACAAAAAAUUUAUAUAUUACAACUUCAAAUUGAAGAAUUAACACGACGUUUAAAAAUGAAUGAUUUAAAUAUUUCAACAGAUCAUGGAGCCAGUGCUACGAAUUCUUCUAAUGCACCAAAAUCCAGACAGAAUCAUCUUCUCGUGUCUAUGUCUCCAUCACCCGAACCAAUUUAUGAUCAACAAGGAAAAAGACAAAAUACACGAGAAGUUCGAGCAAGACGAAAAAUUGAAGAACAACGUCAUCAACUUGUUACAGAAUUACUUGUACUUAAUCCUGAGUAUAAAGCACCAGCUGAUUAUAAACCUCAACAAGCCAAAUAUAUUGAUAAAGUAAUGAUUCCACAAGAAGAUCAUCCAGAAGUUAAUUUUGUUGGUUUAAUUAUUGGACCACGUGGUAAUACACUCAAAACAUUAGAAAAAGAAACCAAUGCGAAAAUCAUCAUUAGAGGCAAAGGAUCAAUCAAAGAUGGAAAAAUGGGUUUAGUCAAAUACGGUCCAUUACCAGGUGAAGAUGAACCUUUACAUGCUUAUAUAACCGGUACUUCGCCUGAAAUUGUAGCUAAAGCUGUAGAAAAGGUUAAUCAAAUAAUAAAUCAAGCUAUUGAAGAACCUGAAGGAAUGAAUGAAUUACGUAAACAACAAUUACGUGAAUUAGCAUUACUUCAUGGAACAUUACGUGAAAAUGAUUGUCUCAUUAAACUUAAAUUAAUGACUGAAGCUGAAAAAAUUGUUACAAAUACAAUAAUAUGUACAAUAUGUGGUGGAGCUGGACAUGUACCAAGUGAUUGUAAAUUUCGUAAAAAUGCAGAUGGUACUUAUGCAGAAUUAAAUCCUGAUGGAUCACUUAUGAUUAAUGGAGCAAAUAGAGUUGAACAACAAAAACUUGAUUGUGAAUAUCAAUCGUUAAUUAAUGAAUUAACGGGUAAAAAAGAUUCAGAUACAAAUGCUUUAUCGUUAGAAGAUCGAAAAGGUUUAAUGAGUGGAUCAAGAACAAACGGUCCGACAUUAGCUAUAACAGGUGGAGUUCCAGUAACAAAUAAUCCAGCCAGUACUACUUCAGCAACAUUCAAUAAUCCUACUAAUCCUAUUAAUAAUAAUGGAACAACAAAUACUACUAAUAAUAAUUAUAAUCCUCCAUCAUUAAUGUCUCUUAAUACAAAUAAUACAUCAACUACUCAACCACAAACCUCAUCAACUCAUUGGAGUAAUACAGGUCCUCGUUAUAAUAAUAAUGAUGUAUUCGAUGGUCAUUAUCUUCUUCGACGAAAUAAUCGAAAUAAUAAUUAUUCAGCAUAUAUUGAAGGUGAUUCAUAUCGUGCUCAACAUAUACCAGCUUUAAUGGAAAAUGGAGGAAAUAAUAGUAAUACAAAUUCAUCAACAUCAUGGACAAAUCCUCAGAAUUCUCAACAACAACAACAACAACAACAACAACAACAAUGGAGUCAAUGGAAUCAAUAUAAUGCUGCUAUGUAUUAUCAAAGUUUUUAUCAACAACAAUAUUAUCAAAAUAAUAGUACUGGUUUUAUACCACCAUUACCAAAAACAGCUCCUCCACCACCGCCACCACCACGUUAA
Messenger RNA from Rotaria sp. Silwood1, 2025 nucleotides. The record is from the annotation of a GenBank genome assembly. NCBI's taxonomy places the organism in Eukaryota, Metazoa, Rotifera, Eurotatoria, Philodinida, Philodinidae.